AUGUAUACAGUCAGUGGUAGUCUGAAAUGCGAAAAAACAUCAAGUAAUAGACAAUCAUUUAUUGAUUUAUCUCAACUUGGGUUAGAAUUUAUUCCGGUUGAUGAAAAUCUUCUUCUUUUAGUUGAUAUCAAUGCUGAUUCAAUUAUGAUUUGUUCAAAAAUAUGUUUUUCAAAUAUAUAUUGUCGAACAUUUAAUUUUAAUAUUCAAUCAAAACGUUGUCGUCUUUAUGAAGGUGAUAUAGAGAAUACAGGAUCAAUUAUUAAUUCUCAAUCAAUUCAAUCAGUUGUUGGAACAAUUAAAUUAACUAUAGAUGAUUUUAUUGAUUAUGGACGUCCUUGUAGUUUUUGUGAGAAUAAACCAUAUUUAAUAUGUAUGAAUUUUACGUGCCAAUGUCAAUCUCAUUCAUUUUUCAAUGGAUCAAUAUGUCAGAGUCAAAAAUUUAUUGGAGGUUUAUGUACUAAUGAUAUACAAUGCCGAAAUGAUAUUAAUCUCACAUGUCUUUCAACUAUGCAAUGUGGAUUCAAUCUCACCACAGAUGAUGCAUAUGCAAAUCUUACUAGUGCGACUAUUUUGGCUACUACGACGCAUAUUAAUAGUACUAUCUCCAUUUCUCCUGAUACUAACAAGACUAGCACUAUUAGUAAUUCAGAUGUAAUCGGUCUAACAAGUAAUUCAACUACCAGUAUUUCGACUACUACUAUAGUCAAUACUAUUUCAACAAUUGUGUCAACUAUUACGACAACAAUAUCUUCUGAUGCUAUUAAUAAUACAACAGCUAUAUUAACUACUAGUAUAACUGCAACCAGUAGCAGCACUUCAAUGAUAACUUCAGACAUCGGUGAUACUGUAACAGCAACUUCAAAUACUGAUAGUACGGCAACUACUUCUACGAGUACUGACAUUCUUUCACCAAUCACAUCAGGCGCCAAUGGUAUCUCGACAAUUACUACAAAUGCCGAGGGCACUUCAACAAUAAUUUCAAGUACUGAUAGUACUACAAUAACUACUACAAGUACUGAUACUACCACAACAAUUACUACAAGUACCGAUAGCACGUCAACAACUACUACAAGCACUGACAGUACUACAACAACUACUACUAGUACUGAUACUACCAUAACAAUUACUACACGUACCGAUAGCACGUCAACAACUACUUCAAGUACUGACAGUACUACAACAACUACUACAAGUACCGAUAGUACUACAACAAGUACUGAUACUACUACAACAACUACUUCAAGCAC
Molecule: messenger RNA, 1247 nt
Organism: Adineta steineri
Lineage: Eukaryota; Metazoa; Rotifera; Eurotatoria; Adinetida; Adinetidae
Source: the annotation of a GenBank genome assembly